Messenger RNA from Spirodela intermedia, 1167 nucleotides. The record is from the annotation of a GenBank genome assembly. Lineage: Eukaryota; Viridiplantae; Streptophyta; Magnoliopsida; Alismatales; Araceae.
AUGUCGCCCGUGAAACAAGAGGAGAUAAAAAAGGGAGUCAAUAAUCUCGACCUGUAUUCAUCCCCCCAAGAAGAGUUAACUAGUACACACUAUAGUCAUAAAAUGGAUACAUCUCCGAUAGCCCAUUUGCACACAUUUUCUUGAGAACUAAGGGAUUUCCAAGCAUAUCUCAAACCCAAUUGACCCACCGACCAUCACCGUGAGAAUUGAAAAUUUAUGUCUUCAGCCAAACUUUUUCUCCUAUUUAUGAUUUUGGUUAUUCCUGCCUCGUUAAUAUAUGCUGUGUUUGUCCAGGUUGCACUAAUAUACCCAAUGCGUUCUGAGCUGUCUGAAUUUUCCUAUUAAAUCUAUCUCCAACUCUACUUUUUGAUCUAAACAUAUUGAGAGCCUUGAUGAACAGAUCUUAAGGCAUUCAUAGAUUCACAAACAAAUGAUAAAGACGAAUGGAAAAACUAUAGUUAUUUGAUACAGUCAAGAACAAUAUUACUGAUGGAAAAGGACCAAAGUAAUACAAGAAGGUUGAAGGCAAGAUUCAAUCUUCCCAAAGCUUAAAGUCCUUUGAGAACGGAAAAACUCUAAAGGAAUGUUCUCAAAGCAUAUGCAUCCCACGGGGGGAAUGCAGAGGAAAGAAGAGAAAGUCCACCUGAAACCCAAAAACACCAUGGAAGGCGUUUUAAUAGAUAUACUGCAAGUAGACCACGGAGAAAAACACUGUCACCAGUAUAAACAUAAGGUGAAUGUGAUCUAAAAAUUCCUGCGUGUCAUCCACAAAAGUACUCAUAAUGGUGACGAUGUUAGAAUCGAAUCCUCUUGGUGCAGACUAUGAACGUGUUUUAUGGAUGUUUUUUGAGAGUACAGUGAACAUACACUGGCGUACCCUCUACUUUUGAAUGGGAAUGAAUAUAUGUUAUAGAAAACAAUUGAACCAUCGGAGAAUUUUCCUGAAGAGGAAAUUAGGAGUCGUAGCAAUGUAACUACUGGGUACGGGUAACAACAAUUAGAGGAAAACGCAAUUAACACCUAGGAAAGGCCAAACUAAUCACACGCCGGGACAUGAGUUCCUGGGCUGGUGAGAUAUUCCGUCUCAAUACAGUGGUCAUAAAACGCAGCCCAAAAGAAGACGUUGAAUUGAAGAGUGCCGACCUUCUUAAGUGCGAGCCUCUGUAA